AUGUCGAAACGCCCAGCUGAAGAUGAGCACAAUGACCUGUCGUUGAAGGCAGGAGAGAGACCACAAAAAGCAGAGUUAGAUGAUGGGGUGGGAGAAUUCGAAGACGAAUUUGAGGACGAGUACGAGAGUGAAGAUGAGAUCUUAGAGGCAGGCGUUGAUGGGAGACCUGAUGCUGAGAGGGAAGCUGAAGAAGCAGAGGCCAUGGAAGUUGAUCAACAGACCUUCAUAGUUGGUAGGAAUAAGCUGGAACCGGGGCAGACAUUAUCCCCUGAUCUUUCUACAUACGAAAUGCUUCACGCUCUGAGUACCCCAUGGCCUUGUCUUUCUUUCGAUAUACUCAAGGAUGGUUUGGGCGACAACCGAAAAACAUACCCUGCUACUAUGUAUGCAGUCGCAGGAACCCAGGCCGAAAGCAAACGAGAAAAGGAAAAUCAACUGAUGGUUAUGAAGUUCAGUGGAUUGAGUAGAAUGGAGCGGGAGCAGGGCGAAGAGGAAUCGGACGAAGAUGAAGAUGAAGACUCGGAUCCUAUACUCGAAUCGACUUCGAUACCCCUCACUGCUGCGACAAACAGAAUACGUUCACAUCAAACACCUGCGUCUGAUUCAUCGCGACCUCCCACUACUCUGACUGCUUCAAUGAGUGAAUCGGGUCAAGUUCUCAUUCACGAUGUUACUCCUCAUCUAUCCUCUUUUGAUACCCCCGGUACUGUUAUUACUACACAACAAAAUAAAGCUCUAUCAAUUCUUCGAAUGCACAAAUCGGAAGGCUAUGCACUUGACUGGUCUCCCUUGAUAUCUACCGGAAAAUUGGUAACAGGAGACAAUGAUGGGAAAAUUUAUGUCACUACAAGAACUGCCGGAGAAGGCUGGGCAGUCGACUCGCGCCCCUUCACGGGCCAUACUGGAAGUAUCGAGGAAUUACAGUGGAGUCCUUCGGAGAAGAACGUCUUCGCAUCCGCAUCCAGCGAUGGUACAAUCAGAGUAUGGGAUGUACGAAGUAAAAGUAGAACCGCAGCUCUCACAGUCCAAGUUAGUGAUACAGACGUCAAUGUCAUGUCUUGGUCACACCAAACAUCUCAUCUCCUCGCCUCCGGCGCCGACGAUGGAGUCUGGGCCGUCUGGGAUCUCCGAAACUGGAAGCCCAGCAACAAUUCUUUACCUUCAAAACCCACACCCGUGGCCAGCUUCAACUUCCACAAAGAACAAAUUACCAGCGUGGAAUGGCAUCCUACAGAUGAUAGUAUUGUAGCUGUAGCUGCCGCCGAUGAUACAUUGACUCUAUGGGAUUUGGCGGUAGAAUUGGAUGACGAGGAGAGUAAGGAUACCGGUGGUGUCAAUGAUGUACCUCCUCAAUUGUUGUUUGUGCAUUACAUGGCUAAGGUCAAGGAAGCUCAUUGGCACCCACAGAUUCCAGGGGCGUUGGUGGGAACGGGUGAGAACUUUAAUGUUUUCAAAACUAUUAGCGUCUAG
Sclerotinia borealis F-4128 is the source of this 1470-nucleotide messenger RNA. The record is from the annotation of a GenBank genome assembly. Lineage: Eukaryota; Fungi; Ascomycota; Leotiomycetes; Helotiales; Sclerotiniaceae.